AUGCUCCCCGCUACAGCCGUACCACAACAUCCAUUGAAUACACUGGAUCGCAUUGCAUUUUAUAAAAGUGUUCGCGAAAAACGCAAGCAACUACAAUUAAAUCAUCUUACUAAUGGCAAAGAUAAUGAAAGUUCAUCAACAGAGAAUGCUUUUCUCACACAAAUGCUUCAAGCAUCUUCAAAUUCUGCAGCAUCAACAUCUAUUUCAUCAUCAUUGAGUAUCCCAUCACUUUUACGUAAAGGUGAAUUUUCACCAAUAGCAUCUUCGCAUCGAACGGCAUCAAGUAGUACUCUAACGAAUAUUUUACCCGCUCUACUCAAUGGAACAUUACAAUCACCACGCGCUCUAUCACCACCAUCAGGAGCAACUACAAAUGUGGCUAAUUUAAAUUCUCCAACAAGUACAAACACAACAGACACUCUUGUUGAUAUUAAAGCUUCAGCAUCAUUACCUGUGUCACCAAUUGCAAAUAUACACAAUAAUAAUAAUAAUAAUAAUAAUAAUCUAUCGGAAUCUUCAAAUGAUCAUACUGUUGUAACAGCAACUUGUUCACCGCCUCGUUGUCGUUCAUAUCCAAUGACGGUACUUACCAAACGAACAUCACCUUCUGCAUCCAAUGUUCAAACUACGCCAGCAACAUCCAUUGUACAAUCAGUUGCUACAUCUACAUCUUAUUUAUUAGCUACGGCUUCAUCAUGUCCUUCGCUUACGAAUCCAAUCACGUCAUCGGCAUCACCAUCACCAGAUGAUACAACACCAAAAAUUGUUCGAUCAGCUUCAGUGAAAUCAUGUGCAUCCGAUUCAGGUGUUUCAUCGUCCAGCCCAUUGUCAGAUAAUAAUAUUGUUCAUGUUUUUCGUACAAAUCAUAUAGAAGCUAACAACCAACCACAAAUGUCAAACGGAAGUCGAAAGCGAAAAUCACUUGCCCAUUUUUAUGAUGAAUUGAAUAAAGAUAAAAAAUUUUCAACGGAAGCCACUGUUUCAUCAGGUUUUGCUAUGCCAACAUCGACAACAACAACAACAGCAACCAAUAACAUUCCAUUAAGUCAACAAGAAGCUAUUGCCAUUGGGUAUGCUCAAUAUGCCCUCAUGCAUAGUCUAACACAACAAUUUCGUGUCAAUUAUCCAGCUGCAUUUCUGCAUGCAGCUGCAGCAUCAGGUUAUUUACAAUUGCCAACACCUAUGAUGGCUGCUGCUGUAGCUGCAGCAGCUUCGGCUUCGACAAAUAAUAAUCCAAAUAAUUCAUCAUCACCGGAGAAAUUUCGUGAACGUCGAAAACAACAGCAACAACCUGAGAGUGACAAUAAUAACAAUCAUAUGCGAUCGGCACCAUCGAUUAAUGAUCAACCCUAUCGACGUGAAACCUAUCAAACACUACUUGAAAGUAGUCGUUUAUUAGGACAACAAAAAUUACUGAAACCAGUACCGAUCGAUUUACGUAAACACAAUGGAGGAAGUAGAACUAUAGAUAACAGUCCUAUUCCAUCUAAUAUUCGUUAUCCAUCAUCGUCAUCUUCAACGUCUCCAGCAGGUUCACCAUCAUGUGUAAGUCCAUCGAAAUCGAAUAAUAUGGAACCAGUCAAUGAAUAUGUUUGUAUACCAAAAAAGUUAAUGCCUGUUAUUGGUGCACGUAUAAAUGAUUGGCUUGAACGUAAUGUUAAUUUUGCUUUGUCACUUCCAGUUAUUCAAGAAACCAUUGAUAAUGAUAGAGAUAAAUUUGCACUUCUUUCUCGUAUAUGGCAUCGAUUAUUGAUAAUAAGUAUGAUUGAAAAUAGUUUCGAAAUUUAUGUCACAAAAGAUUUACAAAUACCAAGUGACGUAUCAUCGACAACGAGUUCACAUCUUCCAACAGAAAAUGAUGUUAAACAAAUUGAAUUAUUAAUAACUCGCGGUAAAACAUUAGAAAUCGAUGAAAUCGGCUUUAAUCUUAUACGCGAAGUUAUUAUAUAUAAGGAAGGUAAAACUUUGUUUCAAAAUUCGUCUGCCGAUUCAUUUGAAAAAGGUGAAUGUCAUGCGCAAACUCGAUUAACAACAUGGUGUUCAUCGCGAGUUAAAUAUUCUAAAAUAGUCUUCUUCUUAUGCAAUAUCUAUCAAGUUAAAGAAGAUAUAUUUGAAAGAUUGUUUUGUGCUGGUUCCAUGCAUCAGAGUACACCGAUUCAUACAUAUCUUGAACGAUUAUUAGCAUCAGCAUCUUCAUCAGCAUCAUCAUCAUCAUCAUCAAUGGACGACGCUUAG
Messenger RNA from Rotaria socialis, 2235 nucleotides. Lineage: Eukaryota; Metazoa; Rotifera; Eurotatoria; Philodinida; Philodinidae. The record is from the annotation of a GenBank genome assembly.